GGUGGCCUCGGGUGGUGGUGAGGCUGGUGGCUGCGCGCGCAGCAGCGGCGGCUGUUGGGGGCGGCGCCCCGCUGGGGUGUUGCUGCCCUCGCCAUGGCGGUGCUGCUGCCCUGGCGUGUCCCGGCCGCCUCCCUCAGCCCCCGGGCCCUGCCGCUGGCGCCGGCCUGACGCCCUUCGCACCGCUCCCUUCUCGCCCCCGCCUCCCUGCCGCGCCGUGAAGCGGCGAUGGCCGAGCCCGGCCUCGCCGUGCGGCGGAGGAGCCGCCCCGCCUCCGCCCGUAAGAGAAGCCAGGCCCCAGCGCAGCUUCACCACGCCGCCGCCUCGCCGCUGGCGAGCAAGAGGCUCAGCCCCGGCUUCGAGGAGGCCCCGGCGGAGCCCCCGGUACGGGCCGCCGAGGGUGAGUGUAAUAAUGACAGUGAAGAAGACAUGUUUGGUGACUAUGAUAGCUUUUGCGGAAAUGACUCUUUGUUAGCCCAAGUUGAUGAUAUGGAGCAGGUGUACCUGCGGGAUAAAGAUACAGAUAUUAAAGCUGCUGGAGAGUUCAUGCUUGGGAAUCCUCAGUCAGGAAGUGAUCAAAGGAAACAGUCUGAUUUUUCUACUUCAGCAAGUGCUGCUGUUCACAAAGUUGAAAGAGAUGAUGGUUUCCAAAGGAAUGAAAAUGACCUAAUAGAUAACAAUGAAGAGCCAGGUGAUGUUAUUUUAGAUGAGCUGCCAUCAUCACAAUUUUUGUAUCUUGAGGAAAUGGAUGAGCUUUCCUCUGCUUCCAAAAAUUCUGCAGGCACAAAAAGGAAUGAUAACUACAUGAAUUCUUGCUUGGACAAAAUCUCGAGUCCGUCUUUUUGUCAUGUUGCAGAACAGAGGGAUGGAAAUACUGAAGUUUGCAAGGGCUCCAGGUGUGACCUGAGUAAACAAGAGAGUCUCAAAGAUCAUCUGAAAAGUGCUAUGACUGGAAAUGCCAAAGCUCAGACUCUGCUGGUUUCUAAGACCAAGCAGCUUAAAGAAGCUGUUUUAUCUAAAGAGAUAUGUGUUGCUAGAAAAACUAUCGAAUCAUCUUCUGAUGAUAUUGGCCCUUUUUAUGGAUUACCUAGUAAAGUAAAAGAUCUCCUCAGACAAUUUCGGGGGAUUGAAACACUUUAUGAAUGGCAGCACGACUGCUUAACAUUAGAGUCUCUGCAGCAAAGAAAGAAUUUAAUAUACUCGCUACCAACCAGUGGUGGAAAAACACUAGUAGCUGAAAUUUUAAUUCUCCAAGAAUUACUCUGCAGACAGAAAGAUGUUCUGAUGAUCCUGCCAUAUGUGGCUAUUGUCCAGGAAAAGGUUUGGGGUUUAUCAAGUUUUGGGGUAGAAUUAGGUUUCCUGGUUGAAGAAUACGCAGGAAGUAAAGGAAGAUUUCCACCAAUCAAGAGGAGAAUAAAAAAAUCCCUAUAUAUUGCUACUAUAGAAAAAGGACAUGCUCUAGUGAAUUCCUUGAUUGAAACGGAAAGAAUUGAUCACCUGGGUCUAGUCGUUGUAGAUGAGUUACAUAUGCUCGGUGAGGGAAGUCGUGGCGCAACGCUGGAAAUGACUCUUGCAAAGAUUCUUUACGCUAGUAAAAAUACGCAAAUCAUUGGCAUGAGUGCAACUUUAAAUAAUGUUGGAGACCUGCAGAAGUUCCUGCAAGCAGAUUACUAUACUAACAAUUUUAGACCGGUAGAAUUAAAGGAAUAUAUAAAAAUACAAGAUACUAUUUAUGAAGUUGACAGCAAAGCGGAAAAUGGCUUUACUUUUUCACGUCUCCUUAGUUUCAAGUAUUCUAGUAAUCUGGAGAAAGCAGACCCUGACCACAUUAUUGCACUGGUGACUGAAGUUAUUCCAAAAUACUCCUGCCUAAUCUUUUGUCCCACUAAAAAGAACUGUGAGAAUGUGGCGUCAAUGGUGUGCAAGUAUCUGAACAAAGAAUUUAGAGCUCACAGGGAGAAAGAAAAGCAAGAUCUCAUUAAGAACCUGAAGACUAUUGGAAAUGGAAGCAUCUGUCCUGUUCUGAAGUACACCAUUCCUUUUGGUAUUGCCUAUCACCACAGUGGCCUUACUAAUGAUGAAAGAAAAAGUAUAGAGGAAGCUUAUUCUGCAGGUAUCCUAUGUCUUCUUGCUUGCACAGCAACUUUAGCUGCUGGUGUCAACCUACCAGCUAGAAGGGUUAUUUUAAGAGCUCCUUAUGUUGCUAGAGAGUUCCUGAAGAAGAACCAAUACAAACAAAUGAUUGGCAGAGCUGGUCGAGCUGGUAUUGACAGUGCUGGUGAAAGUAUUCUCAUAGUACAAGAAAAAGACAAACAGCUGGUUCAAGAUUUAGUUAACAGUCCUUUGGAGAACUGUUACAGCAAUCUCCUGCCUGAGUUCACGAAGGGAAUACAGAGUCUGUUGUUAUCUUUGGUUGGAUUGAAGAUUGCAGUAACCCUUGAGGAAAUCUACAGUUUUAUGUGCUGUACGUUGCUGGGUGUUCAGCAGCAGUUGCUGUCUAAAGAAAAGAGCCUCUUGGAUAUAAUUAAAGAAGGGGUAAAAAAUCUGAUAGAAAACGGACUUCUAAAAGGAAAAAUAUCUGAAAAGGACCAUAAUUCCCAAAGUAUACUAACGAUUACACAGUUGGGUAAAGCUACAUAUAAAGGAUCUAUAGACUUGGCAUACUGCAAUGCUCUCUACAGAGACCUGAAGAAAGGCUUGGAAGGCCUGGUUCUUGAGAGCAAUCUUCAUCUUCUCUAUUUGGCAACUCCAUAUGAUAUGAUUUAUAACUGUAACCCGGAUUGGAUGAUAUACUUGAGACAGUUCAACCAGCUAAGUGCAGCAGAGCAAAAAGUAGCAGAUAUUGUGGGAGUACCUGAAAGCUUUAUUACAAAAAAGGCUUCUGGUCAAGCCAUCAGAAAGAAUGUGGACACUGGUAUUAUAAACAGGCUGUACCUGUCAUUUGUUCUUUAUACCUUACUGAAAGAGACCAAUGUGUGGAGUGUUUCAGAAAAAUUUAAUAUGUCUCGAGGAUAUGUGCAAAGUCUCCUUACUUCUGCUGCAUCGUUUGCAUCUUGUGUUCUACAUUUCUGUGAGGGCAUUGAUCAUGGUGUCAGAAAGUGCUGUUAAUCACAGAAUCACAGACUGGUUGAGGUUGGAAGGGACCUCAGGAGAUCACCUAGUCCAAUCCCCCUGCUCAAGCAUUCAGGUGGGUUUUAAAUAUCUCCAGAGAAGGAGACUCUGCCACCUCUCUGGGCAGACUGUUCCAGUGCUCUGUCACCCUCACAGGAAAGCAGCUUUUCCUCAUCUUCAGAUGGAACUUCCUGGGUUUCAGCUGGUGCCCGUUGCCUCUCGUCCAGUGGUCCUGGGCACCACUGAGAAGAGUCUGGCCCCAUCCUCUUGACACCCUCCCUUCAGAUACUUGUACACAUGGACAAGAUCCCCUCUCAGUCUUCUCUUCUCCAGGCUGGACAGGCCCAGCUCUCUCAGCCUUUCCUCACAGGAGAGAUGCUCCAGGCCCCUGAUCAUCUUCGCAGCCCUAUGCUAGACCCACUCCAGUAGCGCCACGUCUCUUGUCCUGGGAGCCCAGAACUGGACACAGCAGUCCAGAUGUGGCCUCACCAGGACUGAGGUGGGGGGGAGGAUCCCCUCCCUUGACCUGCUGGCAAUACUCUUCCUCAUGCAGCCCAGGGUGCCAUUGGCCUUCUUGGCCACAAGGGCACAGUGCUGGCUCAUGGUUAACUUGUCCACCAGGACCCCCAGGUCCUUCUCAGCAGAGCUGCUCUCCAGCAGGUCAGCCCCCAGUCUGUGCUGGUGCCUGGGGUUAUUCCUCCCUAGCCUCCUUUGUUGACCUUCAUGAGGUUCCUCUCCACCCAACUCUCCAGCCUGGCCAGCACAGCCCUCUGGUGUCUCAGCCACUCCUCCCAGUUUUGUAUUGUCAGCAGACUUGCUGAGGGUGCACUCUGUUCCUUCAUCCAGGUCACCGACGAAUAAGUUGAACAAUAUUGGACCCAGUAUUGACCCCUGGGGGAUGCCGCUAGCUACAGGCCUCCAACCAGACUUUGCAUCACUGAGCACAACCCUCCGAGCUCUGCCUUUCAGCCAGUUCCCAGUCUGCCUCACUGACAGCUUGUCUAGCUGUAAAAUGUAGCAGAGAGGUUAUUUAUUUUGCUCUGAUGUGCAUAAAAGAGUUGAAAAAUGGGCCUUGGCCUUCCUCAUUGCAUCUCUGCAUGCUCUGACAGUGCUCUCCUAUGUUCCUCCCAAGUGAUCUGUCUCUUUUUCCACAUUCUGUAUACUUCUAUGGCCCUAACCUAUGGGAUUCAUCCAGGUGUGUCCCUGAAGAGGCCAAAGUUUGCUCUCCUGAAGUCCAGGGUUGCAAUCUUAUUGCCCUGCUUCCUCGACCCAGGAUCCUGAACCCUACCAUCUCAUGGUCACUGCAGCCAAGGCUGCCCCCAACACUCACAUCUCUAACUGGUCCUUCUUUGUUAGUACAACGUCCAGCAGCACACCUCUCCUCUUUGGUUCCUCCACCACCUGUGCCAAAAAAUUAUCAUCAGUGCUCUGCAGGAACCUUCUGGACUGUUUGUGCCUAGCUGUGUUGUCAUUCCAGCAGAUAUCAGGGUGCUUGAAGUCCCCCAUGAGAACUAGGGCCUGUGAUUGUGAGGCUACUUCCAGCUGCUUGUAGAAGGCCUCAUCGCCUUCCUCUUCCUCAUCAGGUGGCCUGUGGUAAACAGCCACAACGGUGUCACCCAUGUUAGGCUGCCCUUUAAUCCUUACCCAUAAGCUCUAGACUUGUUCUUCAUACACCCUAGGCAGCGCUUGAUACGUUCCACUUGCUCUCUCACAUAAAGAGCAACUCCACCACCUCGUCUUCCUGGCCUGUCUUUCCUAAAAAGCACGUAGCCAUCCAUGGCAGCAUUCCAGUCAUGCGAGCUGUCCCACCAUGUCUCUGUAACUGCAAUGAGAUCAUGGCCCUGUGACUGCACACACCUCUCUAAUUCUUCCUGUUUAUUCCCCAUGCUGUGUGCACUGGUGUGCAGGCACUUCAGAGAGGUAACUGAGCGUGCAGGUUUGCCAGGAGGGGUGCAAGAGGAUCCUCCAUAGCCAGUGUCACAUAUGUGCUUCCCCAGCUGCAUGCACCUGCUGGAGGCAUCCCCACUUGAGCUGUGUUUUGCUGACUACCCUGUUUCUGUAAUGCUCCCCUUCCCCCAUCUUUCCUAGUUUAAAGUCCUCCUUACCAGGCUGGCCAACCUGUUGGCAAAGACAUGUGUGCCCCACUUAGUGAGGUGGAUCCCAUCUCUCCCCAUCAGUUGUCGAUCUUCAGACAGGGUCCCAUGGUCGUAAAAACCAAAACCCUCUUGCCAACAGGCAGUUGUUAACUUGGAAAAUCCGUCUAUUUCUCCUUCCAUCCUUCUACCUUACUGGCAGGAUUGAGGAGAAGAUGACCUGGGCUCCCAAACCCUUGACCAACAUCCCCAGAGCUCUGAAAUCCUGUUUGAUGUUUUCCAAUUUGCCCUUGGUAUCAUUAGUGCCCACAUGGAAGAGUAGCAGAGGGUAAUAGUCUGACACCGGGACAAGCCUUGGCAGUCUUUCCAUGACAUCUUCUAUUCAAGCCCCUGGUAGGCAACAGACCCCUCUAGAGACGAGGUCACAUCGGCAGGUAGGUGCCUCUGUCCCCUGCAGCAGAGAGUUGCCCACAACAAUCACUCGCCGCUUCUGGGUGUUCCCGCAAGGCACAGGGUCUGUCGGCCCAGUUGCUUCCCUUGAAGCCAUGCCCAGCUUCUCCUCAACCUGGAGGGCACUAAACCUGUUCCUCAAUUGCAAGUCUUCAGGAGGAGUGAGAGCCUUUCCCCUCCUACGAGAAGUGACCGGUUUCCAGCUGCCUUCAGGUGUUAUGAUAUGCAGUUUCACACAGCACAGAGCCCUCUGGCCCUCCCUGCGGCCUGAGACAUGCAGAGCUGUAUCUGCUGUCAGAGGGUUUGUCUGGGUCGAAGCCUCUGACACAGCUGAUUCAGGAACUCCAGCAGCUACUGGGGAAUGUGCUCUGUGGUGUGUCAUGACCAUAUCUGAGGAAGUGUAUACUAGGACUGGAAAGGAAGAUGCCUCCUUGCACCCUUCUGCGCAAACUGCUGCACAAACCGCUGUGUCCGUUUGCUGCCUCAGUGAAUGAAACAACUGACAGAAGCUUCCUUUUCUUUCUCUUUGAAAUAAGAUCAUCUAGUUGCAGAAUGUCAUCCUAGGAGAACAGCUGCCUUGGCUUGUUCUUUGCUGCUUCAUUUUUUUAAAAUUUAUUUUUAGUUCUUUAGAACUGUCUCAGCUUUGGAAUGUUUAGCAGAGGGUAACAACAGAUAACAGCUUCCCCCUGUCUAAAAGCCAAAUAUAUGCUCGUUGCCUUAGAGUAGUUUAGAGUGUAGAACUUGAGCUCAAUUUCUUUCAAAUUGUUUUUCUGAUUUUUAAUCUCU
This is a messenger RNA of Dromaius novaehollandiae (emu), 6437 nucleotides long. It is a transcript of the gene HELQ, whose product is annotated as helicase, POLQ like. The coding region runs from base 226 to 3105 and encodes 959 amino acids. The record is from RefSeq and is a predicted model, not a curated record. Lineage: Eukaryota; Metazoa; Chordata; Aves; Casuariiformes; Dromaiidae. The transcript is spliced from 16 exons. Gene Ontology annotation, molecular function: nucleic acid binding; ATP binding.